AUGAGUUUCCAAUUGGACCAACCAACACUUCCCUUGUCUUGCUGCCACAUGAAGACAUCCCAAGCCUACGCUCAGCGCACAGUCAAGACUCAACGCCGCCACCAAGAACGCCAUGUUCUCACUACUGGCAUGGCCGCGAACCAAGCUCUAGACCGUGUGAGCAAGCUGGAGAAGAUCGUGGAGUGCCAAUCUCGCUUCAUCUCACGCCUAGUUCGUGUAGUUCGCCACAUUGCACCGGAGAGACUCUUUCGCCCUUCUUCCACCGCUAGAGAGCCAUAUGAGCCUGACCUUGGUGAGUUCUCACUAGACUCAGAGCUUGGUUCAGAAGGCGAUGACCCCAUAGAUGAGGAAGAGAGUUCUUCUCACUGCCACACAUAG
Messenger RNA from Microthlaspi erraticum, 378 nucleotides. The record is from the annotation of a GenBank genome assembly. NCBI's taxonomy places the organism in Eukaryota, Viridiplantae, Streptophyta, Magnoliopsida, Brassicales, Brassicaceae.